GCAGUGCUGGGAAGAGGUGAGCAAGGGUGCACAGAAAGCUCCCGCUGGCCUUGGCAACUCAGAGGUCAUUCCGGACUUUGAGGGGCUGGCAUAGAAACUAGACCGCAGAAGGCUGGGAAGCAAGGAAGUGUGUGUGUGUGUGUGUGUGUGUGUGUGUGUGUGUGUGUGUGUGUGUGUGUGUGUGUGUGUGUACACGCGCGCGCCCGUGUGUGUUGGGAGGGGCGGGAAGGUGAUUCAAGGGACCGGUCCAACACCUGGAGAAAACCAACGCUUGCUGGUCGGUUUAGCUACCAAGACCGAGAUGCCGCGCCAGUUCCCCAAGUUGAACAUGUCCGAUUUGGACGAACAUGUCCGGCUGUUGGCGGAGAAGGUGUUUGCUAAGGUGCUCCGAGAAGAGGACAGCAAAGAUGUCAUGUCCCUGUUUACUGUCCCCGAGGACUGUCCCAUCGGACAGAAGGAAGCCAAGGAGAGGGAGCUACAGAAGGAGCUUGCAGAGCAGAAGUCUGUGGAGACAGCAAAAAGAAAGAAGAGUUUCAAGAUGAUCCGGUCGCAGUCUUUGUCCCUGCAGAUGCCAACACAACAAGACUGGAAAGGUCCUCCAACUGCCAGUCCUGCCAUGUCUCCUGCAACCCCUCUGGUUCCCGGAGCUACUUCUAAGCCUGGGCCAGCACCCUAUGCUAUGCCUGAGUAUCAGCGGGUCACCAUCAGUGGAGAUUACUGUGCAGGGAUCACUGUGGAAGACUAUGAGCAGGCUGCCAAGAGCCUGGCCAAGGCCCUGAUGAUCCGGGAGAAGUAUGCACGGCUUGCCUACCACCGCUUCCCACGGACCACAGCCCAGUACCUGGCUCAUCAGGGGGAAAGUGUGCCUUUGGAAGAGGGUCUCCCAGACUUCCACCCUCCCCCACUGCCCCAGGAAGACCCUUAUUGCCUGGAUGAUGCACCCCCCAACCUGGGCUACCUGGUUCGCAUGCACGGAGGUGUUCUCUUUGUGUAUGACAAUCAGACGAUGUUGGAACGCCAGGAGCCCCACAGCCUGCCCUACCCUGACCUGGAGACCUACAUUGUGGACAUGAGCCAUAUUCUGGCACUCAUCACUGAUGGCCCCACGAAAACCUAUUGUCACCGGCGACUGAACUUUCUGGAAUCCAAGUUUAGCCUUCAUGAGAUGUUAAAUGAAAUGUCAGAGUUCAAGGAAUUGAAGAGUAACCCCCACAGAGACUUUUAUAAUGUGAGAAAGGUAGACACACACAUUCAUGCAGCGGCCUGCAUGAAUCAGAAGCACCUGCUGCGUUUCAUCAAGCACACGUACCAGACAGAGCCCGACAGAACUGUGGCGGAGAAGCUAGGUCGGAAGAUCACCCUGCGGCAGGUGUUUGACAGCCUGCACAUGGACCCCUACGACCUCACGGUGGACUCGCUGGAUGUUCAUGCAGGCCGCCAGACAUUUCACCGCUUCGACAAGUUCAACUCCAAGUACAACCCCGUGGGGGCCAGCGAGCUCCGGGACCUGUAUCUGAAAACUGAGAACUACCUCGGGGGAGAAUACUUUGCUCGCAUGGUCAAGGAAGUGGCCCGGGAGCUAGAGGACAGCAAGUACCAAUACUCAGAACCCCGGCUCUCCAUCUAUGGUCGCAGUCCCAAGGAGUGGUCUAGCCUGGCCCGCUGGUUCAUCCAGCACAAGGUCUACUCACCCAACAUGCGCUGGAUCAUCCAGGUGCCCCGCAUCUAUGAUAUAUUUAGGUCAAAGAAACUACUGCCAAACUUUGGGAAGAUGCUGGAGAACAUCUUCCUGCCCCUGUUCAAAGCUACCAUCAACCCCCAAGAUCAUCGGGAGCUUCACCUCUUCCUUAAAUACGUGACUGGGUUUGACAGUGUGGAUGACGAAUCCAAGCACAGUGACCACAUGUUCUCAGACAAGAGUCCCAGCCCAGACCUCUGGACCAGCGAGCAGAACCCGCCCUAUAGUUACUACCUGUACUACAUGUAUGCCAACAUCAUGGUGCUGAACAACCUCCGCAGGGAACGAGGCCUGAGCACGUUCCUCUUCCGGCCUCACUGUGGGGAGGCCGGCUCCAUCACUCACCUAGUGUCUGCCUUCCUGACGGCAGACAACAUUUCCCACGGGCUGCUGCUUAAGAAGAGCCCUGUUUUGCAGUACCUCUACUACCUUGCUCAGAUCCCUAUUGCCAUGUCUCCUCUCAGCAACAACAGCCUGUUUCUGGAAUAUUCCAAGAACCCCCUCCGGGAAUUCCUGCACAAGGGACUACAUGUCUCUCUCUCUACCGAUGACCCCAUGCAGUUUCACUACACAAAGGAAGCGCUCAUGGAGGAGUACGCCAUUGCGGCACAAGUGUGGAAGCUGAGUACCUGCGACCUGUGUGAGAUCGCCAGGAACAGUGUGCUGCAGAGUGGCCUCUCACAUCAGGAGAAGCAGAAGUUUCUGGGUCAGAAUUAUUACAAGGAAGGACCAGAGGGCAAUGACAUUCGAAAGACAAAUGUUGCACAGAUCCGGAUGGCAUUCCGCUACGAGACCCUGUGUAAUGAGCUCAGCUUUCUGUCCGAUGCCAUGAAGUCCGAGGAGAUCACAGCCCUGACCAAAUAGGCCCAGCGGUCCACACACACUUCACUAUUUGGUUUAAUGUCAGGUCUGCUGGGGGUAAUGGUGGCCAAGAUCUCAAACUAGGGCUUCCGUCUGUGAUGAGGACGCCUCUGAAGAAAUCUCAAGCUCCCAAUUUUGGUUGCACUUUACGAACAUGCUCACUUCGUUAGCAUUUCUGAGCCAGAGGCUGGCUCCCUCCCGUGGGGAUCUGGGAGCUGGCACUGUGUACACCUGUCCCUGACUGUCCACGUCUCCCGUGAUUGCCAGUGCUAAUAUGGCUGGGGCUGAGACUUUGCAAGGCCUAAUGCCAAAGGACACAAGGCCUGUGUGGUGUCUGCCACACUCAGCAGGCCCUGUAGUGGUUCUCAUUUUGGCAUCUGGCUGGCUGCCUGCCUUAAACCCCCACCAAAGCUCCUUUUCAUAAAGGGGCUACCUUGAGAGAAAAUACAAACGCUCUCCUGUUGAUGAUUUGUGCAUUUUAAAAAAUGAGUUUCUUUCCCUCUUAGCACCCCUCCUUCCUGUCUGGUUAGGAAGCCCAAUGCACCCUCUGAGGUCAUCACUUCUGUUCUAUGUUAUUAUCUAGGACUCAACGAGUCAUCUCAAACCAUAUUCUGUGAAUCCAUCUCAUGGUCCACUCCUGGGCUGCGGAAGGUACAAGGCGAGGUUAUGGGGCUGCUCUUCACUUUUUGUUUUUAAAUGAAGACCUCUGAAAAGCACAGGGCCUCUGCUCCUUCUGGCUCUGAUGUCCUGUGACUGUAGUGUCACCACCUCCCCUGGGAGUCAGACCAGGGACUCCUCAGGGAGUGAAAUGUGCUUCAGGACACACAGGACUCGAGCCAAGCUCCUGAUCCAGUCACACCCCACCCCCGACUCCCCUGCCUCCUCCUACUGUUUUAGGCUUCACAUAUUUUAAAUGUUUGAAAAAGAGUCACUAACAAAGUGGAUUUUAUUUUAAAGCAGAUUUCUUCAGAAGCUAUCAUGGUCCCAGGGACUAGGUAGAAUUUUUAAGUCUAACGUGAACUUUAGCUUUAUCAGACAUUUUUGUUACUAGUGCCUAGAACAUAGUAGGUGCUCAAUAAAUACACAUGGAGUAAUUGAAUGACUUUCUCUUUUGGCAUCUGUAUGUGCAGAAUACUCAACAAUGUUCAAAGACCUUCUUAACUAUUCAGAAGGCAGGAAGUCCUACACCAUAGUUAGAUGAACCUAACUGUACCUGGAAGUUGCCCAUUUAACUAAUUAUUCUGUCCUGUGACUGUCAUCCUUCCAGUUGUUGUGUAGCGUAUGGAACCAUGUCAUCCUUUUACUAGGCAAAUACACAUACUAUCUCACAUAGAUGAUUAUGAAACUGAAUGAAAACCUGUCAUGCGGGAUUAUUUUUGAAAAGCCUCCAUUUGUAUACAUUUGCCCAAACAUAGCAACUAUUGUACAGUUUUUCAUUGUAUCAAAUACUUUUUUAAAGACUACAAAUAAAGUCUAUUAGGACUGUGA
Mus musculus (house mouse) is the source of this 4087-nucleotide messenger RNA. It is a transcript of the gene Ampd3, whose product is annotated as adenosine monophosphate deaminase 3. The transcript has 15 exons. Gene Ontology annotation, biological process: purine ribonucleoside monophosphate biosynthetic process; IMP salvage. The coding region runs from base 302 to 2602 and encodes 766 amino acids. Gene Ontology annotation, molecular function: AMP deaminase activity; deaminase activity. Lineage: Eukaryota; Metazoa; Chordata; Mammalia; Rodentia; Muridae. The record is from RefSeq and is marked reviewed.